AUGGACCCAGCAGCAUCCGCACCCUCCCAGGAGUUUCGGGAGGAAUUAAUUGACACUGCUUCGAGGACUUCAUCCUCAACGAGCUUCAUCUUCACCCUCCAGCCGCUACCGCUUCCCAACCCAGCCCGGCGGCGAAUGUUUUGCUCUGCCCGCCGGGGAAUCUGCGGCCUGGCACGCCGGAUGUGGAAUUACCCGGCCGGUCAGUGCUAUCCCCCAGAGGGAAGCGACGUUCACGCCGCCGACGCCCAUCGCCACAGCCGUGUCCUGAGACUUCUGAGUUGCCGGCUGUGCUUCACCAACAACUACCACCACUGCCCUAACAACAACUACAAAUGCCCCAACAACUACCACAGCUGCUCCUACAACAACCACCACUGCUCCAACAGCAACCACAACGGCUCCAACAACAACCACAACUGCUCCAACGACAACCACGGUUGCUCCAACAACAACCACUGCUUCACCAACAACAAACACAGUUUCACCAACAACUACCACCACUGCCCUAACAACAACUACAACUGCUCCAACAACUACCACAGAAGCUACUACAACAACCACCACUGCUCCAACAACAAAAACAACUGCCGCUACAACUACCACAGUUGCUUCAACAACAAUCACAACGGCUCCAACAACAACCACCGGUGCCCAAACAACAACCACAGUUGCAGCGACAACCACCACAACUGCAGCGACAACAACUACAACUUCACCAACAACUACCACCACUGCCCUAACAACAACUACAACUGCCCCAACAACUACCACAGCUGCUCCUACAACAAGCACCACUGCUCCAACAACAACAACUGCCGCUACAACAACCACAGUUUCUCCAACAACAACCACAACGGCUCCAACAACAACCACAGCUUCACCAACAACAACAACAACUGCAGCAACAACCACAACUUCAGCGACAACAAAAACCACAACUGCUCCAACAACAACCACAGCUUCACUACCAACUACCACCACUGCCCUAACAACAACCACAGCUGCAGUGACAACCACCACAACUGCUCCAACAACAACAACCACAGUUGCUCCAACAACUACAACAACAGCUGCUCCAACAACAACCACAACUGCCCAAACAACAACCACAACUGCCCCAACAACUACCACAGCUGCUCCUACAACAACCACCGCUGCCCCAACAACUACCACUGCCCCAACAACUACCACAGCUCAACAACAACUACAAUUGCCCCAACUACCACAAACCACAACUGCCCCAACAACUACCACAGCUGCUCAUACAACAACCACCACUGCUCCAACAACAACCACAGUUGCUCCAACAACUACAACAACAGCUGCUCCAACAACUACAACUGCUCCGACAACAACCACAACUGCCCAAACAAAAACCACAACUGCCAAAACAACAACCACAACUGCUCCAACAACAACAACCACAACUGCCCCAACAACAACCACAGCUUCACCAACAACAACCACAACUGCUCCAACGACAACCACGGGUGCCCAAACAACAACCAAAACUGCUCCAACAACAACCACAAUUGCCCCAACAACUACCACAGCUGCAGCGACAACCACCUCAACUGCCCCAACAACAACAGCCACAGCUGCUCCAACAACUACCACAACUGCUCCAACAACAAUAGCCACAGCUGCUCAAACAACAACCACAACGGCAGUGACAACAACCACAACUGCAGUGACAACUACCACAGUUGCUCAAACAACAACAACAACAACUGCUCCAACAACUACAACUGCUCCAACAACAUCCACAGCUGCCCAAACAACAACCACAACUGCUCCAACAACAACCACAGCUUCACAAACAACAACCACAACUGCAGCGACAACAAC
Messenger RNA from Oreochromis aureus, 1848 nucleotides. RefSeq names its product GATA zinc finger domain-containing protein 14-like. The annotation marks the transcript as partial. The record is from RefSeq and is a predicted model, not a curated record. The transcript is spliced from 7 exons. NCBI's taxonomy places the organism in Eukaryota, Metazoa, Chordata, Actinopteri, Cichliformes, Cichlidae.